AUGAUUCUGUCUCUCAAUCACCUGCCGGAAGAGAUCCUUCAUUCGAUCCUAUGUCACUCACAACCGCGGUCUGCUACAGCUCUCCAACAAACCAGUCGCCGGUUCGGAGAUGUGACGAAACGGCCCUUGCUAUGGCGGCAUUAUUGCCGAACCUACUACAAGUUCUGGGACCGGCGACAUGACAUCCACCGGAAAUUUAUCCUCCCAGCAUCAUCGGUAGAUUGGAAAGCCUUAUUUAUGCUGAGAUAUCAUAUCGAUGGUUCCGUCACCCAGCUCCUGAACAGUAUUCUCGCCAGCCAGGCAGGUCGGAUUGAGAAGUUCCGAGCUGUGAUCGAGUUCGCUUACGAUGCAAAAGAUACGCUGUUACGGAAUAGCGAAGUACAAGAUGGUGAGGACCAUCUCGCAAGGAGAUACUAUGCCCGUGCCCUUUUGACCUGCCUACACCGAAGUAUCGCUGUUCCAGAGUGGGAUAAACUGCGACGUGGUGAGACAAUCUCACUUAAUCGCGCCCUGGGCGCAUUCGACCUUUUCAUCCCGGAAAGCGGGUAUGGUGACUUUGACGAGCUUGAGCAUGCCAUGGCCCAAGUGGUCCACCAAUUCGCGACCUCCCACCCAGAUUUUGAUGAUCAAAGCCCCCGGGCGAAAGCUCUCGAACUUGCGUCUUGGCUGCGAGCGAAUAACCUGACAGGCAUCGAAUCGGGGCGAGAGUACCAUUCUCUGGAACACAACUUCUUGGGGAUGGCUCUCAAUAGCCCGGGACACAACUCUUUGCCAUUGAUCUCGGCGGUCAUAUAUUGCCACGUUGCCCAGGCGCUUGGAAUUGAGUCUCAUCCUUGUGGAUUCCCAUUUCAUGUCCAUGUUAUCGUUACUCCACAAACCGGGUUCGAUAUGGACGGGAACAAAGUCACUGGCACUGAACCCGGCUCGCCUAUGUAUCUCGAUCCAUUUAGAGGUGCAAGGGAGACACCGGUCUCCGACCUCCGACAACAGCUGAUAUUCCUCGGCGCAUCAGAAACAGAGCAGAGCGAAUUCCUUGGCGAAUCAUUUCCCUCGGAGGUUGUUAUGAGAUGCAGCAAGAACAUUGUGAACUCGAUCCAUUCUGCGACUAGGCAAUUCGAUUUCCAUGCUACACCGGUGGAUAUCGUGAGUGCAAAAUAUGCGGCUUCGUGGUCGUCGAUGCUUCUUUCGGCCGAUUCACGGCCAAUGGAUCUACGACAUCAAUUAUCAUUGUUGAUGGAGCUUUUUGCGACAGACUUUCCCUCUGAUAUUUUUUUGGUGGAGCAGUAUAUUGUGCCUUUGUUCAAUGGCCUUCUUGAACACGAGCAUAUCCUCGAAAGCCUUCACGUCAUGCGAGCCGUGGACGAGAUUCCAAAGCAGAUCCAUCGGCGCACCGGUGAGAACAGAGCUGUCCGGUAUAAGGUAGGACAAGUCUUCCAGCAUCGUCGCUAUCAUUACCGGGCUAUCAUCACUGGCUGGGAUUCUGAAUGUGGUGCUGGGGAGCAGUGGAUGAGGCGGAUGGGGAUCGAUCGUUUGCAGGCUGGCCGCCACCAGAGCUUUUACCAUGUUCUAGUCGAAGACCGAAGCGUUCGUUAUGUUGCCGAGGAGAAUAUCAGCCUUAUUCUGCCUGAUAUUGAGGAGCUACCUUCAAGCCUGACGAGUAUUGCUGGUAAGCAUUUUAAAAGGUGGGACAGGGUGGCACAGGCAUUUAUCAGUAAUGUCCGAGACGAGUAUCCUGAUGAUUAG
This is a messenger RNA of Penicillium waksmanii, 1743 nucleotides long. RefSeq lists its product as uncharacterized. Gene Ontology annotation, molecular function: DNA binding; protein binding. The record is from RefSeq and is a predicted model, not a curated record. The coding region runs from base 1 to 1743 and encodes 580 amino acids. Lineage: Eukaryota; Fungi; Ascomycota; Eurotiomycetes; Eurotiales; Aspergillaceae. The transcript is spliced from 3 exons.